AUUAUGCGUUGUACCCCCUGUCAUUUGAUUGAAUUUUAUUUACCUAGGAAUUAAACGGUGAAAGCUUGGUAUUGAAUGGUCAAUACUUGAAGUCUCGACUUAAAUCUUCAAACUAAACAAGGCUCUGUGCCGUAUUAGUCGGAUUCUACCGUACAUAGCAGAUUAUAGCUACUGUUACCCCCAGUCUAUCACGUUUAUCAAGAGUCAUAUUGAUAUUUUUCUUCAGGAUGUGAUAGUUUAAACUUAGUUCACCAAUCAAAUGAAAUUUUUUUUUUUCAAUAUAAGAAAUGAAAAAGAUUAGAUUUCUCAUAAAUAUGAAUUAACGAUGCGAGAAGAAUGAUUUGAAAGAUAAUUGGGGAAGUUUUAUGUUCGAAUCAUAUCUAUUUAAGGAAAAUUAAAGCAUGACAACAUUUAACGGUGAAAAAUAAUCUGAUGGAGAAACGAAUAACAGGUAACGCUUAAGACUGUCAACUUCCGAACAGACUUUUCAUUGUCGUAUUAUGUUCCGAAACAAAACUUGUCAUUCACUUUGAUGGGGAUUUAAUUUCGAAAUAGAACUAUUUAUUCGGAUUUUACAGCAUACAAUGGCGUAAGAGAAAUAUAAACGGACACAAUUAUAUAAUUAUAAUGCCUGAGAAAAUAAUUACGACUAGACCGUGGACUCAACAUCCAUUGUCUCCAGGAAAACUAUACCGACAGCAGCGAGCAGAUAUUAAAACACCUGUCAUUAAUACAUACGCAAAACAGUUACAACGAUGUAAUCGACUGUACAACAAAGUAGCAGAAGAAUUUGGGAAACCAAGGGAAAGAUUUCCAAGGAUUGAUGAUAAUAAUGCUUUUACGUACGAUUUCCAGCAAAGGCCAAUAUUCACCAAGUCUGCACCUGGAACAUUUCAUUAUGAUGACCCACAUGCUAUACAGAGACUCGAAUGGUCAUUGACAAAUCAGUUCCUACAAAAGCGCCACCACACGGAAUAUAUGGAUUAUAGACGGCAGCACCAUGCCUUUGCUGAUGAUAGUCGUUCGGUUUCAGAAUAUAGUGAUCAUUUUGAACUGGAUCCAUUUCAGUUAAGCGACAUUUUACACAGACGAGGUUUACGGAAGCCAGUAAUGGUGCGCUAUGAUAAAAAUGGUGUUGAGAUAAGAAAAUCCAAAAUAAAAAUUCGUCCAAAUAACGGUGCUCUUCCAACAAACCCAUCUGCCAGAGAAAAAAUUAAAGGUAGGGCAAGACUUGACUAUGAGAUGGCAAACAUGCGAGCUGUUGCAUUUUGUGAAAGGCAAGCUCAACGAAAAUUUCGAACGGCUUCAGCCAUUACUAGAAAUAGAGAUGUCGAACUUGUCGAGGAAGAUUUCUUAGAACGAAUAAACAAUGAAAACAAUAAUAAUGAGAAUGACGAUACGGGCAGUGUCAUUAUGUCUAUGGAUAAGGAGGAACUAUUUGAGAGGAUUGAUAAAUGGAUUGAUGGUGUAAACGAGGCUCUUGGUCAGUCUUCUAAUUCAACUUCAAAGGUUUAUUUUCAAGACAAAACAUGACAAAAAUAAAAUUUCAGACUUAUGAAUAUUUAUUUCGAAUCCGUUAAUUUUGUCAAAAAUUCAAUGCUUGGAAUUAACAGAAACAUGCAAAUAUUGAACAUGUUAAACCAGACGCCUUUUCUUUUUGGGUUACUUCGCUGUUGUUAUUCAAGGGAAAAAUAAUUUAAAGUGCAUGAUCAUACGAUAUAGAUUUUUGAUGAAUAUUGAAGGUGUCAUUUUGGUUAUACUGACGGUACGUCAGAACAAAAAAUUUGGUAACCAUA
Molecule: messenger RNA, 1796 nt
Organism: Mytilus trossulus (common blue mussel)
Lineage: Eukaryota; Metazoa; Mollusca; Bivalvia; Mytilida; Mytilidae
Exons: 2
Coding region: 628-1533 (301 amino acids)
Source: RefSeq, a predicted model, not a curated record